CGUUAAAGGAAGUAAAAAGGUCAAGUACGGAUAUGUUUAUGGGUACAAGAGGACAAAGAAAAUUAGUAAGCCUUGGAUUGGUAACUGGAAUUAACAAGAUAAAGAAGCUGUUGAUAUAGUUCGAUUCCAGGUUGAUUGCCGAUUUAUGGAUUCCAGUAUUUACUUUUGCGUUCCAUGUGCUUUUGACAAUGCAAAAAUCUCGGCAAACGUGUGGUGUAGAGAAUGCCGAGAAACUUUAUGUGACAGUUGUAACAAACAACACAAACGAGUAAAUGUUUGUAAAAACCACUAUACCAUCGCUGUUGAUCUCCUUCCUUCCAAAGAAGUUUUGGAUUCUAUAUCUCUGAGCAAUCACUGUUCUGAACACACAAAUUCCAAUGCAGUUUUGUAUUGUCUUGACCAUGACGAACCUUGCUGUUCUAAAUGCUUGGUUCAGGAAAAUGAAAAGCAUAAAAAGUGUAAAACUGUGUCUAUCCAAGACGCCUCGGAAAACGUAAAACGUUCAACCAUUCUAUCAUGUAUAUCAAAUGAUAUGGAAGAUAUUCAAAGUACAUUAUCAAAGUUAAGUUAUUUAAAUGAUUUGAAUAUAGAAAAUAUCGAUUCAGCUGGUGCAGAUGUCAUUUCUAAGGUCACAAAUUUUAAACAAAAUAUCAUGGCAAAGCUCGAUGAAUUCGAAAACAAAGUGUUCAAAGAUCUGAAGUUGCACCAGAAAGAAAUAAAGUCUAAAGUUCUGCAUCAAAAAGAAAAGGCAACUAUGGUAAUGAAUUCUGUAGAAAAAUGUUCCACUGAAUUAGAAUUCAUAAAGUCCCACGGAUCAAACGAACAGAUUCUUUUACAUUCAUUUAAAGUACAGAAAACUGUGAAGACAUGUACAGAGGCCUUAGAAGACGUACUAUUACAAUCAAAGGUCUAUAAUCUUGACCUUGAAAGAUUUCAACACGACCUAGCCGUCUUUGCUGAGCCAUCUGUUAGUAUUAGUGUUUCACAAUCACCAUCCACAAUAAUCCACGAGGCAAGAAACCUUCUGCAAGCACAAUUUGUUCCAGUCGUAUCCAUACAACCAAGACUCGAUAAAUUUAAUCAUCAAAAUAGCUUUCAGUUGGAAGGAUAUUUUCAAAGGGAUAUUGGAAUAGCAGUCUCUGAAGAUGAACACAUCAUUCUAUUCCAUCGUUUGGCAAUGCGUAUUGUUAAGUACAGUAUUACUACUGGGGAGCAAAUUGCAAGCUGUCACAUGAAGUUUUUAGUAAGUGGAGUUUCUGUUCUUCCAGGGAAGGAUGCUGUGAUUGUCAGCCUGUCGAACAAAAAAAAAAUUUAUUUUGUAAAUUUGAAUACAAUGGACCAACAGGAAACAAUAAUAUCUCUACCAGAAAUAAUCGCUGGUAUCCAUGCAACUUCAAAUAAAAUUCUUGCAGGAAGUAACUUUUGUUUAUACUUACUAAGCCAUAGUGGUCAGAUUCUCUCUACAUUCGAAGCAACAAAUGCCAAAUGGUAUGCAAUUAGACAUGUUCGACUUUGUGAAAACGACACUAUUCUGUACUCCGAUUCAAAGGCAGUAUAUACUUAUUCUUCAGAUCAGCAGAACAAAUGUAUAUACAAGUGCACAUAUACGUUAGCCAGUGCAAUAGAGGGCAUUGAAACUGACAAAGAAGGAAACUUGUACAUUCUUUUACCAGGGACGUCCGAAGUAAUAACAAUAUCUUCUGCUGAAUCUGAACCUGAACAAGUAUUCCUUGGGAAAAAGGACGGCCUGUCAUACCCGAAAGCAAUUUGUUUCAACAAAACAUAUAAUACCUUUCUCGUGGUAAACAAUUCCGGACGCCACCUUUCAAUCUUCAAAAAUAAUUAAGCAAACAUAUGUUGUUCUCUCUUUACAAUUUCAAGUUGCAUAGGUGAUAUAGUGACAUGUUUGUCCUUUUAUCAAUAUAUAUAUAUAUUAUAUAUGUUAGACUCAGAUUGACGUCCGGUCUCAAAUCGACGUCCGUUCUUCAAAUCGACGUCCAAAUCUGACGUCACAUUCUCAAAUCAGUGUCCAAUAUUUUAAUCCUCUAAUUAUAAUCGACGUCCAAUGUGACGUCAUGUAUUGUCAAAACGACGUCCGAUCGAUUGUAGUUUCUCCAAUUUUUGUGCUUUUGCACAUUUCUUGAUCGGUGUGAGAAAAAUAUUUCUCCUCACUAGUGAAGUAUCUGUUCUCGGCAAAUGAUUGGUCGAAAUUUAAUUAUGACGUCAAAUUUUCUUGGUUUCUUCUGAAUUUCCUAUUGUGACGUUAUGAAAAAAGGCGACAAUGCCUGAUGACGUCACAUAUAAAGAACACAACUUUCUGCAAAUCUUUGAAAAAAAAGAUAAAAAUCAUUAGAGAAACAGAUUCCACCACUAUAACUCGUGUAUUAUUUAUUGGACAUCGAUUAGAGAAAUAUAGAUGUCACCACUGCAACAAGUGUGUUACGAUAUUUCUCCACUCUCGACAGUUUAAUUUUUAUUAUUUAAAAAGCUCGGCAAGCCUCGCGCUUUAAAUAUUAAGAUUUAACUGUCUCGAGUGGAGAAAUAUCGUAACACACUUGUUGCAGUGGUGACAUUUAUAUUUCUCUAAUCGAUGUCCAAUAAAUAAUAAAUUACUGCACGUAUAUUAUACAUGUAGAUGUAUAAGACUUUGAUUGAUUUUGGAACAUUCAAAUACGAAAUAAAAAAUGAAUUUUGGUCUGUUUGUUAUUUAUAACAACCCAAUUUUCAAGGAGUUACAGACUUUCCAUAGAGAUUUUUCAACCCGAAAUAGGUAACAGAUGUAUUGAUAUUCAUUUGUAUAAGGUCGAUUUCUAUCCGACGCAGCAUUAUUGUCUCUAUUUAUAUCAUCUGUAUCGUUUUGUCUUUAUGUAAAGCUGUUUUAAGAAACUUAUUGUCUUUAUACAUUACAAAUCGUAAUGUCUUAGUAGACGUAUGAGAAGGAACAACCAGAGACAUAUAUACACAGAGAUUGCAGGGCCGUAACUAGCCUCUGUUAGAAGUGAUGGUAAAUUAUUCGCCUCGCUCCGCUUGGCGAAAAAAUUUCCGGCGAGGGGUCUGGGGGCCGCUCAAGGCCCUCAGAAGCUCUGGAAAAAAUGACGUAAAAUCGUACAUUCUGAGCGUUUCCCGGACCCUUUCUUAAUCUGACACGCAAGUUUUGUUUUAAUUAUUUUUUUGACAAUAUUCUGGUCUCAAAGCAAAAUAUAUAGAUUCAGUGUAAGACUUUUAGUGUUUAGGGACAACAUCAAAAGACCGAUAUGAAGGAUACAGCAAAAAUCAUGAUUCACAUAGUUAAGUGUGUGGCUGCUGUUUUUUUGUUUUGUUUUUUUGUUUUUGUUAUUGAGUUUCUGCUUGUAGGAAAAACGUAUUAUACCUGUCAAUUACGUUCUUUUCAAAUUAAGCUAAGAAGGGGCUGAUUAUCAUUAAUAUAACUAUGUGAAUUCAGUUUUUAUAACACAUUUCAAUUACAACUUGAUGUAGUUCCUAACUGGGAUAGAAAGGGUACACUCAGUGUAGACUCAGGAAAACUGUUCUUAUAAGACCUCAUUGCUACAUUUUUGUGCUGUUUUAAUAUGUAUAUCGGGCGAUUAAUGUCGGAUCUGCCUGUUCUGGUCUUGUAUUGCGUUUAGACUUUGGUGUAAUUUUUUUAUGACUUUGUAAUUUAUUCACAGUUACUUUAAGUACCGCUUAAUUCGACGCUAGGGGCCGUCUUGACAUUGUUGUAAGGUAUGAAUGAUUCGUUCAUUGUUGAAGACCCUCCAGCGACUGUCAAGAUGAAGAACAGGAAUAAAAGACCUGUUCAUUGAUAAUUCGUAUUUUUUUCCAUGCACAUUUACUCCAUAACCAUUUAUUUUCUAUUAAAGGACCUGAACACGACUUAAUGCAAGUUUACGCCCUUCAAUGUAAAAGGUCAUAUGGCAAUACAUUACUUUUUUGUUUUUAAAUGAUUUGAUUCCAGGAGAUUGGUUGUCUCACUUUAAUUUAACCCAUGUCAUCUUUUUAGUUUAAUAGAAAAGAGAGUCAGUUUUGUAUUCGUUAAUAUAAAGUAUAAUUUUCCAUGAAAAAAACGAUCAAUUUUUCUAUGUCCGGUAGCUUCGUAUCUUCUCAAAACAUUUUCUCGAACAAUAUCUGGACAUCGGUGGAGAUCUAACAUUGCCAAACCACACAACCGUUCACCCGUCAUUAUCGACCACUUCGACUAUGCUAUUUCGAUAUUUUUUAUUUUUCAUUAUGAAUUUUUCAUAGACUAACCGAUACAUAUUUUUAAAAUUUGAAGUAGUUUUUGAAAUUAGACGAAAGGUCCUUAAAUAUAAUAAAACUCAAGUUUAAAACAAAAUUACUAAUUUACAAAUGAAAUUCAACGCUAAGACAAUAGUCAUGCAGAAGGGCAAUCAAUGAACAAAAGACAAACCCGUGAACAGAUAAGACACAUAACAACAAAUUAUAGACAAUCAACACUGAAAACUAAAAAUAAAUGAGAAACAUGGAUCCGAAAAAAAAACAGGGGCGACGUCAGAGGGUGAACAGAGCUUGCCGUGAAAACAAUUUAAUAUGAAGACAAGCUUUUUGUUUCAACUUAUUAUUUUUUUUUAAAUUUCCAACAUGAGGCAUUUGCCUCAUUUGCCUCAAUGUAGUUACGGCCCUGACUGAUGGUAUUAAGGAAAACAUUUUGACGAAACUGCAUUAUUGGUUGGGUCUUCGCAUAUUAAAAUGGGGCUGAACACUUUAUUGCUGUUGCACUAUAGCGCGAACUUCACAUCUUUAUUCUAUCUAAAUUAUUCCAUGUAAUUAUAUCAUAUCUGUUUUAAUUUAAUAUUACGUUUAAUUUUUGAUUGACCCAUAAUUAAAGUAUCAUUUAUGGAACCUUUGCAUGAAUUUCCUGAAUGAACGUACAUUAUUGGUGUUGUUGAAAUCACUUGUUGCUGCCAUAAAAUAGUGAAUAUGAAUUUGAAUCUGUUUUUUUUUCGCAGUUUUUUUAAGACUUACAAUCACCGACUCUGAUUAAAAACAAUUUGUAUCAUAAGUAGUCAAAUUAUCUGCUGAACUGUAGACUUCUAAUUUUUUGUUUCAUAGACUAUCGACUGAGUACUGCAACAUUCUUAUCUUUACUCUUUGCUGUCGGGGAGUGAACUUCGAGUGAAAUUAGACAGAUAUAUGUCUCUGGAAUAACACAGUCAGUUACAUCUCUUCCCAAAGAAUCAACUAAAGCAAAGUAAAAGGACUAACAUCGAUAAAUGACAACGAGUAUACGUCAAUGAGAAAACAACCCAACGACAAAGAAACUUGACCAAACGACAUAUAGAGAUCAAAAUUCAGUCUUCAACAAUGGACAAAACAAAGAAGUACAGCCAACUGUUUUGAGAGUAUUACAAUUCGGACUCUGUUAGAUAUUUUUGUUGUGCUGUUACACCACUGUUCCAGGUUAGGGGAGGGUUAAGCGCUAACAAACAUGUUUAACCGCGCCAAAUUCUUUAUGUGCCUGUGGUCCAGUGUUGUUGUUGGUUUAUGUCUGUUAUAAUUGUUUUGUUAUAAAUAAAACUGUUAGUUUUCUAGUUUGAAUUGUUUACAUUUUUCAUGACGUGGCCUUUUAUACAUCAUUGUAGCCGACUUUACGGUAUGGGUUUUUAUCAUUGUUGAAAGCCGUAUGGUUGCCUAUAAUUGCUUACAUCCACCUCAUUUGAACUCUAGUGGAUAGUUUUCCAAUUGGCAGUCAUACCACAUCAACGGCUUAUAUUUUUUAUAUAAUCUCUUAAAAUUUAAAAUUGAUGUUACAACCUGCAUAUAUCGGUCAUUUUAUAAAGUUAUGCGUCAUUGCGGCAAAUCCAUAAAACGGACGUCGAUUAGAGAAGCAAAAAAUUGGACGUCGAUUUGAGAACAACUAAAAGACGUUGAUUUGGAAUCUUUUAUUGUGACGUCAGAUUUGUACGUCGAUUUGAGGAACGGACGUCCAUUAGAGACCGGACGUCGAUCUGAGUCUUACAUAUAUAUUAAUUCUUCAUGAUGAGAAGAUGCACAUACUUUAUAUCAUAAAUGUUAUAGGGUUUGUUUGUUUUGUGGGUGAACAUCUACCUUUAAGUGCCAUUGUGUAACAUUUAGUAGUUCUUUUUAUUAUUAAUUGUUUUUGGCUUUUAAGUAGCUUUCAGUAACUGUGAGUACUCUCAAAUCGUUCUUUCGUGUUAUUUGACCUGUUGAUACAAUUUGUAAUGUAUUUUUGUUAUUUAAUGUUUACUUAUUUAGCGUUAUAUCUCGUCUCACUAUUUUUAAUAUUUACCACCUUUGAUAAGUGUUUAGUAUGACGAUAAAUUUUCACUUCUGUGCUAUGAACAACAAAUAAUAACAACAAAAUUAUUUAUUUUGUAAAAAAUAUUUCCGUACUCCAUGUGUACCUUACAACAAAAUUAUUUUUAUUUGCCUGUGUACGUUAUUUUAUUUGGCGGCAUUUUGUCCAAGGUAAUGGUUGUAUUUCUGAUAUUUUUUUGCAUCUAACCCCCUUGUUUUAUUACUUUCGUAUUUACAUUGUGUCAUAGAUCAAAUUCAUUCGUUCAGUGAAUGUUCACUUGUUUUUGUUAAUAUAUCUUUUGAUUGAGUUAAGCCAUUGCAAUUGAUAUUUUAUAGUGUGUCUUUCUAUGUUGUGAUGUUACUUUAUUGUUUCAGGUUAGGGUGAAGGUUGGCGCCUAUUAAAACGUUUAAACCCGCUGCAUUUGUUUGCACCUGUCCUAAGUCAGGAACCUGAUGUUCAGUGGUUGUUGUUUGUUGAUGUGGUUCAUAAGUGUUUCUCGUUUCUCGUUUUUUAUAUAGAUUAGACCUUUGGUUUUCCUGUUUGAAUAGUUUUACACUAGUCAUUUUUGGGGCCCUUUAUAGCUUGCUGUUCGGUGUGAGCCAAGGCUCUGUGUUGAAGGCCAUUCUUUGACCUAUAAUGGUUAACUUUUACAAAUUGUGACUUGGAUGAAGAGUUGUCUCAUUGGCACUCAUACCACAUCUUCUUAUAAAAAAUAAAAUUGAGAAUGGAAAUGGGGAAUAUGUCAAAGAGACAACAACCUGACCAAAGAGCAUUAUAUAUAAAUUGGUACAUUCUAGAUUCUCAAACAGUGUGAUUAUAACAGACAAUACUCAUUUGUGUCUAAAACAAAAUCUAUAAAAGCAAAAAAAAAGGUAUGUUGUGUUUAUAGUUUAUGUAGAGAACAUAAAACUGAAAAUGGGAAGGGUUGUUAGGUCGUAUAUUCCUCAAACUGUUCUAUCUUAAAAAGCAUUUGAGGUUAGUAAAUAUGGAAUAUACAGAGGCAGAUUUAGGGGGGGGCAGGGGGCCCGGCCCCCCCUUUUUGUGGGAAAAAUUUGGUUGAUUAUAUAGGGAAUCACUGAAGCAUGACUGGAGCGGGCCCCCUAUUAAGCAGUCAGUGGGCCCACCUUAUGAAAAUUUCUGGAUCUGCCACUGAUAUAUUCAAAAUUUAAGAGAUGAUUUAAAGAUAAUCGUUGCUGUUUUUGACAACCUAGGCAAUGUUUUAUUCUACUAUCAAAUAUGAUGCACUAAAAAAAGGGAGAAUACGAUGCUUUCUUAUUGAAUUUUUUAUAGGAAUUUCAUGUAUUUUACAUUUAUAUGUAGAACGUUUGAUCAGCCUUUUGGAAAAAAAUAAGAACUUGUAAUUUAUAUAGAUGUCAAAAAUGGGUUAAAAUCAGAGGGUUCUGUGGGAAAACAGGAAGCCUUACCGAUACAUUUUUUUUUAUUGUGACUUUCCAUUAUGGAGAGACCAAUUUUGUGUGUAAUAUUGGGCUUACUAUCCAUAGUCUUGCCAUGUAUUCAUAUCUCCACUAUAAACUUAAAGAGAAAUGGUGAUUGGCACAUGCAUUCAUCUUUCAAGAAAUAAUUUGAAAAAAAGGUCAUCAUAGGAAGGUUUGCCUCUUAACCAUUGGCAAGUCCAUACACAAUAAUGGAAACACUGAAUUCCAAUAAUAAAAUAAAUGGGGAAUGUAUCCAUGGGACACAGAUGAUGCCCCCGCUUGCAUAUCAUAUAAAUAUAUAAAGGAACAUAACUGAAAAACGGUAAAAGUGAUGCUACCCAAAUUUGUACUUGAUCUGAGUUUUGUGGUAAUAAGUAUUAUGUAUAAGUUUCAUAACAUUUGGUUGAGGCAAACUUAAGUUAGAGAACGGAAAUGAAAAAAUCAGCAAUUUUUCCAUUUGUAAAGGGGCAUAACUCUAGAACAGUAAAAGUUACACCACCAAAAUUCAAACUUGAUCUGUGUUUUGUGGUAAUAAGCAUUUUGUAUAAGUUUCAUAACAUUUGGUUGAGGCAAACUAAAGUAAGAGAACGGAAACCAACUUUGUGACGUACGUAAGGAUGGACAAGGGUAAAACUUAAUGCCACAUCCGCUACAGCGGGGGCAUAAAAACUACAUUACAUCUCUCCUCCAACAAAAUGUUUAUAUGCUUGUCACAUAACAGGAAACUUGACUGUGGUUGUUUUCACCUAUAUCUUAGUGUUCUUUGAUGUUUCAAGAUUUUGGAAUACAUGGCAUCUGUUAGUUAGUCUCUCAACUUAUUUUUUAUAUUAUUAUUUUGACUAUUAAAUGUCUUUUUGUGUUAUUUUU
Molecule: messenger RNA, 8580 nt
Organism: Mytilus californianus (California mussel)
Lineage: Eukaryota; Metazoa; Mollusca; Bivalvia; Mytilida; Mytilidae
Exons: 2
Coding region: 146-1846 (566 amino acids)
Molecular function (GO): zinc ion binding
Source: RefSeq, a predicted model, not a curated record